Molecule: messenger RNA, 2730 nt
Organism: Molossus molossus (Pallas's mastiff bat)
Lineage: Eukaryota; Metazoa; Chordata; Mammalia; Chiroptera; Molossidae
Gene: PLD5
Product: phospholipase D family member 5
Exons: 10
Coding region: 1-1551 (516 amino acids)
Molecular function (GO): catalytic activity
Source: RefSeq, a predicted model, not a curated record
AUGGAGAUCCGGCAGCACGAGUGGCUCUCGGCCUCCCCCCAUGAGGGCUUCGAGCAGAUGAGGCUCAAAAGCCGCCCCAAGGAGCCCUCGCCGAGCCUGAGCCGAGUGGGCGCGAACUUCUACAGCAGCGUCAAGCAGCAGGACUACAGCGCCAGCGUCUGGCUCCGGAGGAAAGACAAGCUGGAGCACUCCCAGCAGAAGUGCAUUGUGGUCUUCGCCCUGGUCUGCUGCUUUGCCAUCCUCGUUGCGCUGAUCUUUUCGGCUGUGGACAUCAUGGGGGAGGACGAGGAUGGACUGUCAGAAAAAAAUUGUCAAAAUAAAUGUCGAAUUGCCCUGGUGGAAAAUAUUCCUGAAGGCCUUAACUAUUCCGAAAAUGCACCAUUUCACUUAUCACUUUUCCAAGGCUGGAUGAAUUUACUCAACAUGGCCCAAAAGUCUGUUGACAUCGUGUCUUCUCAUUGGGACCUCAACCACAGUCAUCCAUCAGCGUGUCAGGGUCAACGUCUUUUUGAAAAGCUGCUUCAGCUGACUUCGCAAAAUAUUGAAAUCAAGCUAGUGAGUGAUGUAACGGCUAAUUCAAAGGUAUUAGAAGCCUUGAAAUUAAAGGGGGCCGAGGUGACCUACAUGAACAUGACCAUGUACAACAAGGGCCGGCUGCAGUCCUCCUUCUGGAUCGUGGACAAGCAGCACGUGUACAUCGGCAGCGCUGGCUUGGACUGGCGGUCUCUGGGACAGAUGAAAGAGCUCGGUGUCAUCUUCUACAACUGCAGCUGCCUGGUCCUGGAUUUGCAGAGGAUAUUGGCUCUAUACAGCUCGUUGAAAUUCAAGAGCAGAGUGCCUCAGACCUGGUCCAAGAGGCUCUACGGAGUCUACGACAACGAAAAGAAAUUGCAACUUCAGCUGAACGAAACCAAGUCCCAAGCGUUUGUGUCGAAUUCUCCCAAACUCUUUUGCCCUAAAAACAGAAGCUUUGACAUAGAUGCUAUCUACAGCGUGAUAGAUGAUGCCAAGAAGUACGUCUACAUCGCGGUCAUGGACUACCUGCCCAUCUCCAGCACCAGCACCAAAAGGGCUUACUGGCCAGACUUGGAUGGGAAAAUAAGAGAAGCAUUAGUUCUAAGAAGAGUUCAAGUUCGACUCCUCAUAAGCUUUUGGAAGGAAACGGACCCCCUUACAUUUAACUUCAUUUCAUCUCUUAAAGCUAUUUGCACUGAAAUAGCCAACUGCAGUUUGAAAGUUAAAUUUUUUGAUCUUGAAAGAGAGAAUGCUUGUGCUACAAAAGAACUGAAGAAUCUCACCUUCCCUAGAUUAAAUCGCAACAAGUACAUGGUGACGGAUGGAGCUGCUUACAUUGGGAAUUUUGACUGGGUGGGGAAUGAUUUCAUCCAGAAUGCGGGCACGGGCCUUGUCAUCAGCCAGGCAGAUGUGGGGAACCACACAAGCAUCAUCAAGCAACUGAAAGAUGUGUUCGAGAGGGACUGGUACUCACCCUACGCCAGAAGCCUGCAGCCGACCAAACAGCCAAACUGCUCCAGCCUGCCCAGACUCUGACCCCCACACAAAACUGCCACACACAGGGCGAGUGGAAAGGACCCCAAGUGUAUAACACGAGCGAACUCACGGACCAGACCGCUAGUAUUUCCGAUCUCUAUAUAAAGGACUUAAGGAGAGAAAACUCACGCAAUGUCUUUUUUUUUAGGGAAAAAGCACACUUAUCAAAAAUAAUCUCUGAACGCCAUGUAAUAUGUCACCCUAUCUUAGCAGCGUGUACACUCAAUUUGAGACUUUUGUAUUUGUUACUUCUGACGGAGAAUGUCAUUUCGGCUUGAAAGUUCGUUUUUACGUUUGCAUACAAAUUUUAAGACUUGGAUGCCUCUUCCUUUGUAGUUUUAGGACACUUUCUGCUGACCCACGUGGGCAGUUCUUAGGAAGCUUUGCAUGAGGUAAGCUCUUACUGUUUGGAGAACUGCUGACUUACAGAGGAGAAGGAGGAUUUCACCUGGACAAGAGAUCAAACCAGGCAUUGAUCCUGUGAAUCAUCUCCGGGACCCGGGAAAUCAUGUCACCCUUCAGUCCUCUUGAUACAUACCUUUUGCCUCCUUGUUAAUUUUAUUCUAAUACCAUAGAUUUUAUUUUGAAUCAUUUUCCCUUCUCACAAUAUGUUCUUAGGACAGUGUCCUCAAACCAGUUCCAAGUAUGAUGUCCUUUGAAAGUGUACCGAUUCCUCAGAAUGGACACAAAAUGGAAAUCGGUGUUUAGUUUUCACCUUUUCAACUGCAUCUUUUCUCUCCCGAGUUGAUACUUUAAAACCAUAGCCAGCAAUACGUAUCCUUUCUCUCAAGCUCAGAACAAUUAUGUAACCACCUGCUAAUAUGCAGCAAGCGAUCAAGUCUGCCUUUUAGAGAAUAAAGUAGUUUUUCACAUUUUUGUUUAGUUUAUGGAAGUAUAAAGGAAAGAUCUCUAUGCCUCGUGGAUCUGAGAUUCUUUAGAAUCAUUAUGCUGUUAAGAGUAUGCCAGCAAAUGUUUAUAGAGCUGUUUAAUAUACCUUCUGCUAUUUAAUAUACCAAAUGCUUUUCAGAGAAAUGCAAUUUAAAUACUGUGCUUCACAUAUUUUACUAAGAAACAAAACUAUUGGAUUAUUAUUCUAUAACGUCACUGUGUGUUGUUUUAUAGCUGUACAAUGUAUAACCCUAUAUUAACAGAGACUGUUGCUCAGAGCUCAGAGCCCAG